Messenger RNA from Ochlerotatus camptorhynchus, 1198 nucleotides. RefSeq lists its product as uncharacterized. The record is from RefSeq and is a predicted model, not a curated record. NCBI's taxonomy places the organism in Eukaryota, Metazoa, Arthropoda, Insecta, Diptera, Culicidae. Bases 26 to 1189 code for a protein of 387 amino acids. The transcript is spliced from 2 exons.
UGUGGUUCCAAUCGUCAAAGCAGUAAUGAAGUGUCUUGCCGUUUUAUUAACGCUGUUAGUACACAGGGCAAUCGGUGCCAAUUCCUUAGAAACCGCGAUUAAGGAUAAUCUCUGCCUAAAUGGGUCAUAUGAUUCCGAGGGAAAAUGUGAGUGCAAUGCGGGCUAUGCCAUGUAUCGCGGAAGAUGUUUUCUAGUUAAUUCUUCAGCCAUCCAUACCGCAUCUGAGGACCCAGCAAGGUCGGACAGGUCUUGUACAACGGGAUACAACGAUGAUCAAUGCUGCUCCGGAACACUGUGUGAUAGCUCUUGUCCUCCGGGAUACGUUUUAAAUAGAGGUUUCUGUGAGAUUCAAAAUCCAACAUGUCCUCCUGGUACAUAUUUCAAUAAUGGAUUUUGCUACUUCCAACCAAUACCUCCACAUGCGCAAACAGCUCCGCCAAUUGAAACAAUUAAAGUCGUUGAACCGGUGAGAGUCAAUAUUCCCGUUCCGGAGCUCGUCGAACCACUAGAUUCGAACGAAUUCCAACCAAACGAAGACGAUGAUGAAGACAUUGAAGUAGUUCCGGAUCGACGACCACAUCCAGGGAAAAACAUAGUGCACAAUGUGAACACCGUCAAUUCGCCUACGAACGUAACAUCUCAUAACAUCAACAAUGUCUUCAUUCACAUCACUCGUCACAAGUCUGAUGGCUCUAUCAAGGCUGUGGUGAUAAGGAACAACGAAACUACCGUAUACGAAGAGAAGCCAUCAACGAUUCAAGAGUCUGAGAAACUGAAAGUGGAACUUGUAACCACGGAACAACCGCAGAAAGAAAAAUGUUGCAUAAUCGUAUCGCCAAGGAUCUGCCGAAAGCAGCAGGACGAAUGGGCUUGUUUCCAUCGAAAGCACUACCGUUGUGGAACUUUCUGCACUUCGAAUGUGCUGUAUUUGAAACCGCGCAGACCGAUGCUUCGCAAUUCUUCGCUCAUCAUGCCUCCGACGAUGAAUUUUGAUUCACGCAUGCAGUUCGGCCUUUGCCGAUGGGGUGUUUGUCCAUCCAUUGAUUGUUCGGGAUGCCUUCGCGGGAGCUAUCGCUGUCACGUACAAUGCUACACAUACGACUGUGCCCGGCAGGGAGGCUGUAACUUUGUCAAUCAAGACGAUUAUUGUGACGAUAAAGAAGAUGAGCUGUGUACACUGGAUGAAUGAGCGUGGAUG